Messenger RNA from Betta splendens (Siamese fighting fish), 6113 nucleotides. It is a transcript of the gene zbtb37, whose product is annotated as zinc finger and BTB domain containing 37. Gene Ontology annotation, biological process: regulation of transcription by RNA polymerase II. Bases 393 to 1937 code for a protein of 514 amino acids. The transcript has 4 exons. The record is from RefSeq and is a predicted model, not a curated record. Gene Ontology annotation, molecular function: protein binding; RNA polymerase II cis-regulatory region sequence-specific DNA binding; DNA-binding transcription factor activity, RNA polymerase II-specific. NCBI's taxonomy places the organism in Eukaryota, Metazoa, Chordata, Actinopteri, Anabantiformes, Osphronemidae.
UCCUUCCCCUUUCCUUCCUGAGCCUCGGCCCGUCUGCCGUGAAAAAGAAAGAUGCGAAACAGCUGCAGCCCGGCGACACCGGGCCAACACUGAACCGAGGCUCGUUUCCAGCGGAAUGGCGGCGAAGCGGCAGCCGACGGACCGGAGCGCGAACCAAGUAGCUGUUUACUGGCCUUGAACACGACGCGAGCGCCGCCGGAGCCUGGAGGAGCGGCGGGUGGAGCUGCAGCCUGCCGGGCCGAGCCGAGCCGAGCCGAGCCGAGCCGCUGUCGUCUCCCGUUCUGCUGACGAUGCUCAGCCAGCCGCUGGACUGAAGCCUCCACAGCACCACAUCUCGAGUCCAGAGCCGAUCUCUCCUCGUCCUCCCCUUCUGGUGCCCUGCAAACUGCAUCAUGGAGCGCUCCGGCAGCAUCCAGUUGGACAUCCCGGACUUUAGUAACUCGGUUCUGUCUCACCUGAACCAACUGCGUGUUCAGGGCCGUCUCUGCGACAUUGUUGUCAAUGUUCAGGGCCAGAGCUUUCGCGCUCAUAAGGUGGUCCUCGCCGCUAGCUCACCCUAUUUCCGGGACCACAUGUCUCUAGGCCAAAUGAGCACUGUGUCGCUGACUGUUAUUCGAAACCCGUCAGUAUUCGAGCAGCUGCUGUCUUUCUGCUACACGGGCCGCCUCUGCCUGCAGCUGGCUGACAUCAUCAGCUACUUGACAGCCGCCAGUUUCCUGCAGAUGCAGCAUAUCAUCGACCGCUGCACCCAAAUCCUGGAGGGCAUCCACCUGAAGAUCAGCCUGGCUGACCUGGACGAGGAGCCCAGAGAGGAGGUGGCGCGGGGGUCCAGGGGCAGCAGGACACUGGAGGCCGUGGUGCGAGGAGGGAGUCAUCAUGGUGGGCUGAGACUGCUUGGACCGCGGGGAGGUUCAGGGGUGUGUGAGGCAGUCAGUCCUGCUGAGGAGCCGCUGAGCCCUCCACCGAUAGUGGAGCACAGUGGGCUGGAGGGGCCCAGGGCCAGCGGCAGCAGAUCGGGCAAGGAACCGAUUCUCCGAAUUAAUCGGGCCGGUCAGUGGUACGUGGAGACAAGCAGUGAGCCUGAGCGGACCGACAGCGCAGAAGAGGGAAGUGGUGUAGAUGGAGUCAGGAUCAAGACAGAAAGGAUGGAGGAGUGGAUUGGAGCAGGAGAGCACCAGGAAGAAGGUGGGCCGGUGGAGGAGGGGGCCACGGUAAUGAUUGACACAUCAGGACGCAGUACAGUGGUCACGGGUCCAGUGGGACCGUUGGGGGCUCGGAGCGUCCAGCCAUCCUCUAGCUUCAGCGAGACAGACAGGUUCAGUCCCACCGGAAGCGUGGUGGUUCUGGCAGACCGUCAGCGAGCAAAGAGUGAGUCCCCCAACAGGCCUGACGAACUGCGGCAGCCAAGCUCCCAGGGGGAGGAGCCUGCAUCGUUUGAUAUUGGCGGCUAUGAGGAUUACUUGAGGGAGCAGGUAGGAGACCGCUGGUUCCGUUACAACCCCCGUCUUACCUGCAUCUACUGCUGCAAGUCCUUCAACCAGAAAGGUAGCCUGGACCGCCACAUGCGUCUGCACAUGGGUAUCACGCCAUUUGUCUGUCGUAUCUGUGGUAAGAAGUACACCCGCAAAGACCAGCUGGAGUACCACAUCCGCAAGCACACUGGCAACAAGCCCUUCCACUGCCACGUCUGCGGUAAGAGCUUCCCCUUCCAGGCCAUCCUCAACCAGCACUUCCGGAAGAACCAUCCCGGCUGCGCUCCUCAGGAAGCUCACAGCGCCUCCCCUGAGACAACCACCACUUCCGUCACAUCUAGAGGUGGUCCGAGUGAUGAAGCCUCCCCCAGCCAAGAGGAGCCUGAGGGCGGUGGCGGUAGCAGUGGAGGGGGCCAGUACGGGGAGGGGCCCCAGGCCUCUGUCUCCACCACAGGCCCCGACUGACACUUAGGGAGUAAGUAGUUUCGGGUGGAGGGUGACAGCUGUGGAGGGCUGAUCUGGUCUUGUACCUGCAGCCAGUACAGUAAGACAGUACCUGAACCCAAUGAGGUCAAAGCUAUGACAGAAAGGUCACCUCGGAAUCCAAACUGAGAUUUUUCCGCUUUAAACCGCAUCUACCUUCACAACCAAACCGAACGGAUUAAGCUAAAAUGAAGAAAUGCCACACACUCCAGCAACCUCAUAUGCCACACAGCAGUGGUUCUUGUUUGCCUCCAUCUUCUUUAUGUUACAGAUUUCUACUUUUAUAUUUACAGGUAUUACAGGUUCACAAUACAGCACCACAACAGUCUGUCAGGUGGAACUUUGCCAAACUACCUGGUGCCAGUUUAUGCGUCAAAGCCCUCAUGUUUGCCUUGAGACAAUCUGGAAGAGUCGGGUAGUUCAGUCACGAUCCUACAAGAUUAGUCACACAAAAAGCUGUAGAUGUUUUGUUCCAGAAAGAUUGGAGUUCCUGCUCUGCUCCAUUAGCCUGAUUAGAACAAAUCUGUAUGUGUGGAUACUUACCUUAAACACAGCUGUCCUUGGUUGUAUAGUUGUCUUGUGUUCUUUACAAGUAACCAUCUGUUGAUCGUCAGGAAUCUGGCGGCUCGAUGUUGCACAGUUAACCUAGAACACGUGUCGAGCUCCGGGCCUCGAAGGGCCGGUGUCCCUGCUGGUUUUCCAGCUCUCUGCUGAUUACCUGAAUCAGGUGUGUCAGUUGGCUUUUCCAGCUUGUCAUUGAUGAGAAGACGAUACUCUAGAUUCAGGUCAUUGAGAAGUUUGCUUUGCUGCUGGCGCCAUAUUUUAAAUAACCAAUACAUCUAAAAUAUAGAAGCAGAACCUUAACGGAAAAUGUCAUACUGGACUCUAAAGAACUCCAAUUCACCUGGAUUCAGUUCUUGGUUAGUUUGUAGACGGGACCAUCCGACAGCCUGUUGCAGGAAACGUGGCCUGUCCAGCGUCAGAUAAGCUACACAGCUCAGUUACCUCUCAUCACUACGCAAUACAGCUACUUCAGCGCCAAGCACAGCCACCGGGGGCGCUCUGCUCUGUCACAGGGCUCCCACAGGCGGCUCAGAUAUUUUUAUAAGCAAGCAUGUUGUCGUUGGUUUUAUUUUUCCUGGACACUUUUCACUAAACAAUGUGUGACAAAAGCUUCAUGGAGGGAACUGUCAUGACCUGAUCAGAACUGAUGCUGAAUUAACCUGCUGCACCUGAAUAUAUCUCCACUCGCUACGAUAAGAUAAGAUAAGAUAAGAUAAGAUAAGAUAAGAUAAGAUAAACUCUUCUGCUGGAAAAUUUUAUUAUUAGAGCCAGCCACAGAAAAAUCGCAAGAUGCAGAAACAGUUGGAAUCAGGAAAUUUUGCAAAACAACAUAACAAAAUGAAGACCCAAACAAAACAAAACAGCUCAAAAUGUUUAAAAGUAACUACAUUUACCAGGAGGCACAAAGAAGCUUAAACUGUUACUAAGUUACAUUUGUUAGCUUGUCUGCUAACGUAGAUGUUGCAUGUUGUAGUUCAUGCUCAUUAUAUUUGUUGCAUAGUGCUAGUUUGCUAAUGUCAGUUUAUUAGCUGAAAACAGAAUUAAUAUUACGAAUAAAAUUCAGUCUGUUAGUCAAGAUUAUUUAACUGAUGCUGUUUAUUUUACAUUUCAUUCUCCAUAAGCAAACAACUCAUACUCCAGUAAAUUCAACAGUGAGCUAAGCUGGCUGCUAUGCUAACUUUCUGGUUCUGUUACCCUUAAAUAAUACCUGCAUAACACCAAGUAUAUCAAGUAUACUUUGACUUAUAUACUUUGAAUACCUGAUGUAUCAUAUCUCAGAAUAUCGGCAUAUUCUGAGACAGAACAUGUCCCAAUUUCCUCCUAGUUUAUAAUAACAUUAAAUGCUAGUGAAAUACUGUUGUGGUUUGGUUUAGUGAGGACAUGUCUAGAUAACGUUAGCGCACUGCAGCCUUUUCAAUAUAAUGUCAAAAUAAGUGUGACGCACCAAUUCAUACAUGCAGCAGAGCUAAUUCAUUGAGACAGUUCUGAUCAUUGUGACACUAAUCCUGUAGCCAGAGGACACGGACUCUGCCAUACCACAUGGAUGUAGUCGCCUGGUAGAGCAGGAACCAUUCACACAUGGUUGGACCACCUGGCAACCAAACGAAUGACGGCACAGCCCAGUGCCCGGAACUCUGAGUGAGUGACACGGGGUCUUUUUAUACAAUUUUAAUCUACACAUAUUAUCAGACAAACAUAUUUAAACUUUUAGUAAAUGAGCGUAAAUGAGUUGAAUCCAGAGGACCAGUGGGCAGGUAGCACGUGCAUCGGCUCUUACUAGUUUUACAGAACUGUGAAUCCGAUUCUCAGUGGAUGGUCAUUUUUAUGCAAGUAAAGCCAGCGGCAGUGUCCAGCUGGACCUGAGAUUUGCUCCCACUCUUCAGGCUAAAAAGGAACUAUCAGGUAUACAGACGCUUUUCUUAAUUCAGUCAGUCAGAUGUUCACUUCUCAAUUCGUAGCAGAACGCUAAAGGCUAAACCUCAGACAAUAAAGCUCACUGUAAGCUGUAAAAACACAACAUGGGCUGGGCAACAUGGACCAGAAUGCAACCAUGGGACCUGGACAGGCUCAGCCUGACACCUCAGCAGGUCUUCAAACGUAUUUUUGUCUGUCUGUCAUUUUACUUCAUGCAGAAAUGUUGAGUUUAACGAUUUAAAUAUGCACUUCAUUACUUUAGGAAACACCAUUAAACAGUCCACUUCACACGAAGCAUCUGAAAAAUGUGCACAUUGUGACAUAUAUUAAAGGUUUGUGUUUGGACAUUAUCUCAGGUUUAUAACUCUAAUUUAAUCUAAUUAGCUGCUUGUUAAUUUAAAUUCACAUAUUAUUAAAGAGGUAACUUUACAAACAACAUGGGUUUCUUAAUUGUCCUUUGGUGAUUUAACCUGCAGCCCAUUAAGGUCUCAGCUUGUGUAAAUCACUCUUUCAAUUUUCAUCCUAAAGAUUUUGCCAUUUUAUUGUAUGUUCCUGGAACAAUCAGUUAUUAUUCAGCUAAAGCAUAAAUGACCUUCAGAGCCAUUUGUUCCUGUGCUGAACCAAACAAAUGUGAUUUAAUUUAGUAAUGAGUGUCUGCACAGACAGAACCACAGCAUUUCUUACAGUAGGGAUAUCAACCAUGUGCACACAUUUCAGAUCUUUCACAUGUUGCCCAGCUCCAACACACAAACAUAACAGACUGAGCUAACAUAGCAAUAGCUGCUUGUGCCAGUCCACUCGGAUCUGGUUCGGUCUCUGUUCUUGAGUAAUCUGUAAAGAGAGAAAAGUCGGGUUUAAAUCUGACUUUUAGAAGUAUCACAUAUGCGUUUCUCUGAAUCCUGUCUGUUAUGUCGGACACAGAAACCAGCCCUAACUAGAACUUCUAGUUGGUCCAGCCUCGCGGUUAGAACUUAAAGUGUCUGGUCGAGAGACCCCUAACCCAAACUGGGGAGGGGAACCCAUUUGGCAGCAUCACACUGAACUAAGAGCAAUGCUACGAUCCAAACAAGGCUCUUCCUCUUUGCAGAUUCCUCUGUUUAGUCUGUUUCUGUUCGGUUCCGCCUUCAGUCAAACUGUGAAAACAGCCCAACCUCAUUCUCACCAUCCUCUGGUCGUCCUGUCUUUGGGUCGAUCAAGGUUCAGUUUUUCUGAUUGGUGCCAAACGUUGCUUUUAUGUUUCUGUCAUGUUUCUUUAGUCUGCAAAUGUAACUUUUUGUUGUGUGAAUGAAAUGUUUAUAUGAAUAUUCAGUAACCUUGACCACAAUAUGCCUAAUUACAAAUCAUUAGAUGUACUCACUUAAUGAGAUUACGCUUUACUGUUGAUUCCUCAAAGUAUAUCCCUAAUAUAUCAAAAGAGAAAAUGAGUCAAAGGGAAAAAAAGUUUAUUAAAUUAACCUUUAAAUGUUACAUUUGUUUUGAAAAGGAGGUACUUAACACAUAAUAGACAAGGCUGAAAGCUAUGUGAAGCUCUUUUCUGUUGCAUGUCUCUGUUGAUGGAGGUGGUCAGAGGCCAAAGGUUGAUUAUUAGUUUAGCAAAAAUGUGAAGGCGCUUUUUUCACUAUGACCACUAAAUCAUCACAUGUUGCUUCCUUAGAGGAAAUAAAGCACUUUAUGUGUCCA